Molecule: messenger RNA, 189 nt
Organism: Prunus armeniaca (apricot)
Lineage: Eukaryota; Viridiplantae; Streptophyta; Magnoliopsida; Rosales; Rosaceae
Source: the annotation of a GenBank genome assembly
AUGGUGGUGGUGGGGUGUGUGGAUGUGGCGGUGUUGAUGGUGACAGUGGAUGUGGCGGUGUUGAUGGUGACAGUGGAUGUGGCAAUGGUGGGGUGCAGUGACGGUGGUGUGGCGGGGGUGGUGGCAGCGACGACGUUUGGUGAUAGCCAUGACAAAUAUAGGGUGGUUGUGCAUCAGAGAGAGGGUUAA